CAUACGCUGCACAAUCAUGCACUUCUACUUUUUGCUAUAUAAUUAUAUACAUGCAUACAGCAUGAUAUAUACACUUUACACAUGCAUUCAUGUAUGCGCAGAUAUCCGGGAUGAGUGACAUAGUUGAUGGAGAUAGUCUGAUUUCUUGGUUUGACGAUAUACUUGUGCCGGGAAUAAAGAAAUUUCAGAGUUCAGUCACCAGUAACCUUGGAAAUUACUUGGUGGCAUAUGCCAGAGCUUCUUCCAUUUCUGAGAUUCUGAGAGUGAUCAACACCAAAUGCUCUUAUUUUAUUGGUGACGAACGAAGAAAGCAAAUUGGAGUUGCCGUACUACUCAAGCAAUUCUUGAAAGGCUUAGACCUUAAGGAAAUACCGCACGAAGAGGAAAGUGGGAUUAGGAAAAAGCUUAGGAGACGUGCGAAUGUGAAGACAACUGCCACCCAGUAUUUUCUGGCCGAGAAGAAUGAAGGAACAAAAAUCACACGAGAGAAUGGUGUAGGCCAUUCCUGCAUGAUCGCUCCCCAUUCAGAUGUACCCCAGGAAUUUUUUGACAUCGUGGAGGCCAAAGUAGAAGAACAAGAGUUGGACUCUGUCGUCCUUACUCCACCCGACACUCCUGCACAUAUUAUUCGCAAACAGGACGUACACCAUCAUACGCCUCGCCGACCAGAAGCAGGCAACUCAUUCACCAUUAAUGAUGAGCAAGCAAGUUCUCUCCGGGUAGAAGAUACUCUAGAUUCUGACGUCCAGUCCAAACUCAUUGUUGAGCAAACGAGUCCUCUCCGGGUAAAGGAUACUCUAGAUUCUGACGCCCAGUCCAAACUCAUUGUUGAGCAAACGAGUCCUCUCCGGGUAAAGGAUACUCUAGAUUCUGAUGCCCAGUCCAAACUCAUUGUUGUUAAGCAAACGAGUCCUCUAGAUUCUGACGCCCAGUCCACCAAACUCAUUGUUGAUCAAACAAAUCCUCUCCGGGUAGAGGAUACUCUAGAUUCUGACACCCAGUCCAAACUCAUUGUGAAGCAAACCAGAGCAAAACGGUCAGCAAGAAGGAAGCGUGUACGACCACCUACAGAUCCCUUGGUACAAGCUGCAAACAAACUUCAAGGGUGUUUAACAAUUACAGCCUUGGAGGAUGAUCACCAGCCCAAGUCAAAAAGAAAACGCACUAAGAUUGACGAGUCGAGGUGCCAUGUAUGUAAAGAACCAUUUAUAGAUGGUCAAGAAGCCAAGUGGGUGGGGUGUGACUUUUGUCCAAGGUGGUUUCAUAAGAAAUGUAUAAAAGGGUACGUACUCAAAAGGAAAUGGAAAUGUUCUUUCAAGCAUUGACUAAUGAAACUUAAUAAUUCGAAAUA
Molecule: messenger RNA, 1351 nt
Organism: Halichondria panicea
Lineage: Eukaryota; Metazoa; Porifera; Demospongiae; Suberitida; Halichondriidae
Exons: 3
Coding region: 90-1325 (411 amino acids)
Source: RefSeq, a predicted model, not a curated record